AGAUAAAAAAAAAAAAAUAUUAUGUGUGUAAAUUUAUAAAGUUAUCCAAGUAGUAGCUGCUGCCAAAAAGGGUAGAUGAUAAAGUGAGAAAAAAAAAAUACCAGUCAGUGGGACUUGGGAGAGACUGGGAGAGACAGUAGAAAAGUCAUACACACACACACAAAUACACACAACUAGAAUAUACACAAAGUGAUAUGAUGAUAAUGAUAAUAAUAUUGAAAAAUAAAUAAUAACAACAGUGUAGUAAUAAUAUAUUUACAUACAGUGGUUGAUGGAGGGGAUUAUUAUUAACAGUUUAUAAUUAUAAUUAAGUGUAAUUAUAAUUUAUAUAUUACUGUGUAUAUUUAUAUUAUUUAAAUUGUGUUUAAAAUGUCGGGUAAACUUAAGAAUAAAAUCAUAGAUUUACAAGAACGUUUCAUGGCGGAACAGGGUCCAAGCGACAGGGAUGGACAGAUUAAUGAUAUUUUACCAAGUGCAAAUAUUCAAACACCAUCAAUAUUACCAAUGUCUAGUCCAGUUAAUAGAAGACCUAGACAACUUGAUAUGGGAACACCAACAAGAUCAAGAAGACAAUUAGAUUUACCUGUACAUCAAAUACCUCCAAAACCUCAUGACAUUGAAGUUGAAACAAAAAUACGUGAAAUAAUGAAAAUGAAUGGUAUGUUAACAAUAAAUGGUAAAAAAUAUUUAACUGAUAUGAAAGAUUUAAUUCAUAUGGGUGAACUUGGUAAUGGUACAUGUGGUCAUGUUGUUAAAAUGUUACAUAAACCAAGUAAUACUAAAAUUGCUGUUAAACAAAUGCGACGUUCUGGUAAUACUGAUGAAAAUAAAAGAAUAAUAAUGGAUUUAGAUGUUGUAUUAAAAUCACAUGAUUGUCCAUAUAUUGUACAAUGUUUAGGUUGUUUUAUAACUGAAUCAGAUGUAUGGAUAUGUAUGGAAUUAAUGGCAACAUGUCUUGAUAAAUUAUUAAAAAAAUCAGUACAACCAAUGCCUGAAGCAUUUUUAGGUAAAGUUACUGUUGCAACUGUUAAAGCAUUAUCGUACCUGAAAGAUAAACAUGGUGUUAUACAUAGAGAUGUUAAACCAAGUAAUAUAUUACUUGAUUCAUAUGGUGGUGUUAAAUUAUGUGAUUUUGGUAUAUCUGGUAGACUUGUUGAUAGUAAAGCUAAAACAAGAAGUGCUGGAUGUGCUGCAUACAUGGCACCAGAAAGAAUUGAUCCACCUGAUCCAACAAAACCAGCUUAUGAUAUUAGAGCAGAUGUAUGGAGUUUAGGUAUAACUCUUGUUGAAUUAGCAACUGGAGUUUUUCCUUAUCGAGAUUGCAAGACUGACUUUGAGGUAUUGAGUAGGGUAGUUGAAGAAGAUCCACCAGUUUUACCAUCAGAUGCUAAAUUUUCAAAGGAAUUUAGAUCAUUUGUUGCUUCUUGUUUGACUAAAAACUACAAACAAAGACCUAAAUAUACUAAAUUAAUGGAACAUUCAUUUAUAAAACUUUAUGAAAAUGAUUAUCCAGAAGAAAAUAUUUUAAUGACGGAUAGUUAUCAAUGGUUCAACAGUGUCAUGCAAGAUGUCAAUCCAAGUUACAGAUUGAUGAAUAAUGGACAAGAUAUUCAGCCUGAUGUAAAAUCAAUAUUACCAUUUAAAAAAAAUGAUGUAUCAGCAUUAAAAAUAGAAUCAAUAUCACCAAAAAAAUUAGAAGAAACAAUUUUAUCAUUAAAAAAAAUAGAAACAAUAUCAUUACCACAAAAAAAUACUGGUCAUAUAUCACUUAAACAAACGGUUCAUCAAAGAAGUCAUUCAGAAACUCCAAAUUUUGUUAAUAAAGAAUCACAAAAUUCAAGUCCUUUGUUUAAUCAAAGAGUUACGAAUAUUGAUAAUGGAGGUGGUACAAAUGCUUAUCCAUAUAGUCCUUAUACUUUUAAACGUAAAGAAUUUAUAACUAGGCCAUUUUCACCAACAACAAAUAAAGAUACAGUGAGUGAUCAUGAAACAAGACCGACUUACACAUCAUAUCGUCAGUAUAUUGAUCAAAAUCGUUGUGCAACAAAUGGUCAAACAAGUUAUAAAAAUGAUAGUCCAAAUAAUUUAGCUCAUUCAAGACCUUAUUCACCUUAUCUUGGACGUUAUGAUGAACGUGAUAAAAGUACAGAUAGAUGGCAAAAUGAAUCAAGAUCAUUGAGUCCAUUUAAAAGAGAUUAUUCACCAUGGAGACGUGAAAAUGUUGAUCCACCUGGUGUUAUUCAACCUGCUAUUGAAACAAGUAAAUAUUCACCAUUUGUACAACAUAGAAAAUUUUCAUCAUCAACACAAAAUCAUCCACAGUCACAUGAUAUUUAUGGAAGUCCAAUGAUUAGUCGCAAAAGAUUUCCAUCUGAACCACCACCACCAUUACCACCAUCAUCUACUUCACAUGGUUCAACAAGUCCUCAAUUACUUAUAUCAAGAUUUGCACAUCAACAAAAAUUAGAUGCAACAACAACAACAACAACAGCAAAUUCAACAGUUCAAACAAAUUCAAAAGAAUCAGCAAAAAAACGUUUUGCAUCAUAUGUUAGAUUAAGACUUGGUGGUGAUAGAGCACCAUCACCAGAACCACCACCAAGAUUGAGUCGUGGUGAAUCACCUCUUGCACUUAGAAGAAAUGUACCUGAACAAACAGCAUCACCUUCAUUUCCUAGAAGGUAUGUCUCACCAUCACCACCACAACCACCACCAAGAAGAUUAUCUGAAAGUAGUUCAGUACCAGGUAGCCCACAGUAUGCACGUUCUCGACUUCAUUAUACAUUAGAACAACAAGGUAGACCUCCACCUCCCUAACAAAUGGUCAUAACAAUACCACCAAAAUCAACAAUGGUGCCAUAUUGUGAUAUUAAUGAAGCAAUAUCACAAUCAUCUCAAUGCAAUUCACAUGAUCCAAAGAUAAGUUUCAAAUGUGGCGCACUAUUUUGUGGCGUUAAACCAAAAAAAACGUAGCACAAAAUUAAUCACAGGUGGUCUUUUCUUGAGAUUUAAAUUCCUGAUAUAUAUUUAUAUUUUUUUUUUUAAUUAUUUUAAUUUUAUAUUCAUUUUUGCAAGUAUAGAUGAGUGAUGACAGCAAAGAAAUAUUUCUUUAAUAUACUUAGAAAACAUUUUUUUUUUUUUUUAAAUUGAAUUUUCGUAAUACAAAUAUGACAAAUUCUUUUUAAGAAGUUAAUUGUACUACGUAUUUAUAAAUAAUAAUGAAAAAAUUGUAAUAUGAUGUUCAACUUUUUAUAUAUAAUUGUGAAAAAAAAAACAAACAAGUUGAGAUACGAAUCAAAUCACGUAAAUGUUUUUUCUAUGAUGAAUGUUUUUUUUUUUAAAUUAAAUAUUCAAUCUCAGGUCAUCUUGGUAUGUUGAUGAAAUUAUUUUUUAGUGCUGAAAUAUCUUUGAUGAUUUUUGUAUUUUCUAUUUAAAAAAAUAAUAAGAAAAAAAUGUAAAAUUAAUUGUUUGACGAGACAAAGUUAUGUCGAAAUUAUCUUGCAAACAGAUCCAAACAAAAAAGUUAUAUAAUUGUCAACUGCCUAGAUUUAUUUCGGUCGUAUAAUGAAGACUCGAUGGAGGUUCUAACUGCAAUAUAUAUAUUUAGAAAUAAAAUUUUUGUACAACGAGGGAAACACAUCUCCCGAAGAAAUAAAAAAAAAAAACAAACCAAACUAAAUGCGAG
Molecule: messenger RNA, 3685 nt
Organism: Aphidius gifuensis
Lineage: Eukaryota; Metazoa; Arthropoda; Insecta; Hymenoptera; Braconidae
Product: dual specificity mitogen-activated protein kinase kinase hemipterous-like
Exons: 7
Coding region: 370-2817 (815 amino acids)
Biological process (GO): protein phosphorylation
Molecular function (GO): ATP binding; protein kinase activity
Source: RefSeq, a predicted model, not a curated record